Molecule: messenger RNA, 4854 nt
Organism: Gambusia affinis (western mosquitofish)
Lineage: Eukaryota; Metazoa; Chordata; Actinopteri; Cyprinodontiformes; Poeciliidae
Exons: 4
Coding region: 1732-2364 (210 amino acids)
Biological process (GO): adaptive immune response
Cellular component (GO): membrane
Molecular function (GO): signaling receptor activity
Source: RefSeq, a predicted model, not a curated record
UCUCCCCAGCGAAACAUCCUGUAUCCAUUUCGUCUCGUCCUCUGUAUUUUCUACCCUCAAACCAACAACCUUCAUGUCGGCUUUUAUCACAUCCAUUACAAGAGGGCAGUGUAAACAAAGUAAAACUGGCAAUCCACCUUCUUUUCAGUAAGAAUUACAUUUAUAUGUCAUAUGAGAUGUAAAAGAUUGAAAGAAAACAAACAAACAAACAAAAAGUUUUAAAAAUAUGCAUGCUCAAACUUUAAUGCCACUGUUUUCAGCUUUUUUGUGAUAGAAAACAACUAAGAAUGGUAUAAUUACAAGAAUGAAAAAUAAACAGAAAAUAUCUUGCUGCUUCAGAAUUCAUCUAAAUAGUAAAAAAGAAAAAGAAAAAGCCUUUCUGGAAGACUGGCAAGAAAAAAAAAGAUAUUCUAAAAAAACAAAGCUCAAAGAACUUCUGUUUACAGUUUGGAACAAGACUGGAGUGUUCACAAAAUGUUAGCAUCUCACAGAGCCUUUUUCAAGUUAUCUCACAAUAGUUAGCAUAGCUUGUGGCCUAGCUACUAAGAUGUAGCUUUUUAACUAAACUAACUGGCCAAGCCUUGAGAAAAAAAAGCCUCCAACAGGCUGAUAAGUUGCAAAGAUCCAGAGAGAACAGGAAAACCUCUUGUUGCACACGCCACAAAUUUGGGCUUUUUGUUAGUGGAUUGAGGAAGCUUGUUAUUGAAACAAACCUGCAAGACGUCUUGCCAAACUGUGAGAGCAACAGCUUAAAGAUUUUGUUGCUAACACUGCUAACAAGAAUAGUAUGGUGCCACUUCUCUUUUCUACUCUUUUCUUUUUCUGAACAUAGCUCAGGUAGUUUGCAAAUAUACUAACAAGAAAUCAUCAAAGCAGUAUAUUUAUAAUUGCUUGCAAAAAAUGUAUUCACUUAAACUUUUUUCAUUUUGUUAUCUCUUCAAGCACAAACUUUAAUGCCACUGUUUUCAGUUUUGUGAUAGAAAAACACGUCAAAUUGCACAAUUGUGAAGUUGAGUAAUAAACCAAAUUGUUUGAUGAAGUGUGAUUCACCACCUUUCUUGCUGGCAGUGAAUUAUUUUAACAAUUCUAACUAUUUCAUGCCAAUUUACUUGGGAAAGGACAAAUAUGACGAUUAUAAGAGUUUUCAGAAUGACUUUGUUGCACUACGGAAAAUAAACCAUCUAAAAAAAAGAAAGCCAGGCCAAAUGUUUCAAGUCUUUCAAUAAUACUUCCUGUGUCUUUACCAUAGUGUCGACUUCUCUAAUUCUGCAAAAUCAACUUAAAAUCCCCGGCCUUAGACUGGAAAUAUGCUUCCUGUGCAAUGAAAAUAAAAUGGAUCAAAAUCUGAAAUAGUACCCCUUAAAUGCCAAACGUUUUUCAGUGAUUUCAGGACCAGAAGCAUGAAGAAACCAAACAUAUACAACUUUUCUCUGUUAUUUUUCUUCAGACUGCAGCUCCAAAACUAAGUGUUUUAUAUCCACUUUCGAAAGAAAUUGAAAAAACUCUUAAGGUAGUCUCAGUUCCUGCACCGGCUGCUUGCCAAAUGUAGUUUCUAUUUAUACGUGUUGUCAAAGAUAAAUAAGAGUGGGUUGCAAACUGAAUAUGCUGACAGCUUCCCGCCCACAUGAAAGCUGUUCUAUAUAGGUCAUGUGUUUUUGUGAGCUGUCAACUUCGACUAUGUGAUUGAAAACGUUUCUGACUGCGGCGUCAGAACCGGACGGAACUUUGCGAAUGUCAACUUUCAGCAUGUCUGCUGUCUGGGUGAAAAUGUCCACCAUCCUUUGCCUCUGCUACACAGCAGAGAUGAAAGGUGUGGUGUGGAAAGAAGUUGGGCAAUCCAUUACAAUCCAGUGCAGAAUUGGGUCUGUUCAAGAUCAUCUGAACUUGAAAAUGGGUCUCAUUGAGACUGAGAUUGUUUCAAUAAACAGAGAGCCAAAAAAAGAAAUAAUUCAUCAAGGAAUGAAAGAACGAGUUCAGACGCAUGGAAGUUUCCCCAACUAUGACAUUCUCAUUAAAAACUUGCGUGAAAAUGACACAGGACCAUAUUGGUGUGCUUAUUCAAAAACAGAAGACUAUAGUUUCAUCACCACAAAAGGUGAUGGAUCUGUGCUGCUGGUGGUGACUGAGAAAAGAAAACAAACGCCAUCACCAUCAACUCCUCCGCAGAGAAAUUGUGAAGGAGCAGAUACGAACAUGGUGCUGCUGGUGGUCGGCAUCUUUGUUGGUGUCCUGCUCAUCAUGAUGCUGGGCUUUGUCCUGUUUAUCACUCGCAAGACCAAGAGCUCAAACAAUGCAGUGAAACCGAGGCGUGUUGCUACCGGCAACGACGUUUACGAGGACAUGCGAGGAACACUGAGGCGCUGAGGAUGUGCUUGCAGGACGCUGACAUGCAUGAAACUCUUGAAACCAUGGACCACAGAGGCAAGUGAUGCAUGCGAUGCACUUCCCCAACAGAUGCACACUUUCAAAAGGCAAGCAUAUGUGUUUACAAGACAAUGUCUACAAAGACAAAGAAGAGAGAGGACAGACUGGAUCAUAAAAUGGUACUUUGUAAAUGUUGUUUCAAUAGUUUUAUUUUAAACUGGAAAACAAGUAUUAUGUGUAGCAUAGAUUUUUUUAAAAAAAUGUACGUCUUUUUUUUUUUUUUGUAAUGUACUACCAACUUUGACUAAUCUUUUAUUUAAAAAAAAUAAAACAUUCAGAUUGGGUUUGAUGAAAACGCAAUCUGAUACUUAGAGAGCAAAUAAAAUUAAUCUGGCAAAUUAAAAGUUUGAGGAGUUCAUCUAUAAAAUCUAAAAAAUCCUAUUUUUUCUGAGUUGUUUUUAGUAACAACCAUGACACGUCUAACAUCAAUGAAACACAUAGAUACCUUGCAUAUUUCUGUGAGGAGGCUUCAGUUCACUGUUUCUCAGGGAUUUUAGGACCGGAAGCAUCAGGAAACCAAUGUCAUAGAAUGCAUUUCAAGAAGGUGUUGGCACACAUUUUAAUACUAACCGUAUAAUUGUAAUAAAUGUACAGGGAUAUACUUUACAUGUUAUGAUUGUUAUUAAGUUUUGGUAGUUAAAAUAAAGACUAAAACUCAGUAUAGAAUCUUGGUUGUGAUUAAAUCAAGGUUUGUUUCUCUGUGAAGUGGAAUUUCAUACUAUGUGUGUAAUACAAUUCUCUGUAUUCUUUAAAUCAAUAAAGCAAUACCUUCACUUACUUUCAAACCUUCUCCAGCUUUUACAUUGACUUGGAAAAGUGUUAAGACCUCUGAAGGUUUUCCACAUUUCGCCACAACGCAAGAACAAACUUCAGUGGAUUAAGUCAGAAUUUUAAAGCAGUACAGACUGGGAGGUGAAAGGAAAAUAAUUUAUGAUUUUCAUCUUCCUGUUUUACAAAUGUACCUCUGUAAAGUGUGCUGUGCUGUAAUUCAUGAAUGUUGCACUGGACAAACUCCUCCUUUUUGUGCAUAAAUUAUAAAAUAACAUGUUGUGGCCAGAAGGCAAGAAAAUCUAAACUUACUCAGUCUUAAAUCAUUCAGUCCAGCUAAAUUUGUGCUUGUCUCAGUUUUAGGGUGUCUUGAUCCCAGACAAGCAUUGAGAUGUUCUUCCUUUGUGAUUUGAUAAAGAAAUGUGGAUAAAUAGGAUUUAUGUGUUCAGUUCUAUCUUUCGUAAAAAAAAAGAAAAAAAAAAGUUAAAAUAAAAUAAAAUUGUGAAACACAGGGAGGCAUCUGCAUUGUAUAAAUUGAAAACGAUAGUAUAAAAACAUUUUUCUCCAAUUUUCUUGGCCUCGUCUUACUCACUGUUGCCCGGGAGGUGAGCCAUUUCACCAAAACUUUAAUUGCUUUAACUUUUUGUAAUACGUCUCUACCAGAUUUGAACUAGACUAGAGAGUUUUGUCCGUUUCCUCUUGGAAAAAAGUUUUUCAGACAGAUCAGAUGAAACGCAACUGUGACUAUAAUUUUUCACGUAGAUAGACAGACAGACAGAUCAAGGGUCAAUAGGAAUACAUACUGUAUUUUGACCAAUAGUUUUAUGGUUCUGACCUUUCUCUCCUGCCACCUCUCGGCACAUAAUGGUCUUCUUUUUACACUAAAACCACCAGCAGUCUAACACACAACAAGAGUCGGUAAUUGUGAAGGUGAAAGUCUAGUUACAGUAAAUGUGGGUAGAGUUAGGAGAAACAGUAGGUGAGCAGUCACCAUGUGUCACCUUUAGAGGAACAAAGCCUAUUUAGUAGCACAAAUGUCUGUCAACUUGCCAGACUCUCAUCCAAGAGUGUCAUAAUGCACUGUCUCGAAAUCGUUGCCAUUUCAAAAGCUGGAAGUUGCGUUGUUUUCACAAGCCAUUUUGAACCAAAAUGACUAAUAGGACGUCAGCUGAGAUGCUCCAGUUGAUGAAGUUAAAGAUUACCACACAAGAAGAAAAAGCAUGUUGGUAAUUUAUUAACACUGGCAACUCAAGCUAGUUCAUGUGCUCUCUUAAGUGGUUGUCCAAUUAUUAUAAAUCUUAAAGCUGUCCAAACAAGACGUGUCCAGUUGAAGCUGAAACAUAAAACACAUAGCUUGGGUGAAAUAAAAAAAAAAAAAUUGCUUGCAAAGUGUAGGUAAGCUGGAUGUUUACUUAAGCGGGAGGUUUGUGGUCAAAAGUUAUAUUUUCUUCACGAAGAUGCUCCGCAGGACACUGAGGUGUGAAACGUGUCAUCCUGUGUGUUUGUAGGCAAAAUGUCAGCGAUGAGAAGUGCAUGUUUUGUAUCAGCAUACGAUUCGGAGGGACCACUUAAGAAUGGUCGCGAGCGAGAUGUAAACCAAACGGUGCCACAAGUUAUAGCAAGUGGCGGAAACCAAGACCACUGUUCCGAGAAACGCAACCU